This is a messenger RNA of Patiria miniata (bat star), 7881 nucleotides long. RefSeq lists its product as uncharacterized. The record is from RefSeq and is a predicted model, not a curated record. NCBI's taxonomy places the organism in Eukaryota, Metazoa, Echinodermata, Asteroidea, Valvatida, Asterinidae. The coding region runs from base 438 to 6401 and encodes 1987 amino acids. The transcript has 19 exons.
GUACUUACUUGAUAGUACUUGGCAUGCUUGGUACUUGGUACUGGGUUAGUUUCCUCCUGAAACAUCCUCUAGGGAUCUUGACUAGGAGGUCACGGGGAGGUGUCGGCAUCUAGGUCUCGGUCACGAUGUGGUUUACCCCUAGAACUAUCAUUACUCGUAAUACCCAUAGUUCUAGGGGUAGAUGUGGUUAAAAUAGUUUUCCCUAAGGUCUUGUGCGUCAAAGAGUCAGUGAUGUUUUGUGGCAGGUCAUUCCAUAAUUUAAGUGUCCUUGAAAAAAAUGAGUUCUUGGAUGCAGUUGAGGGUGUUUGUACUAUGUUGAAUUGGUUGUUGUUCCCCCUCCUGGAUCUCUGCAUUUUCGGUUGAAGAUAGACUGAAUUGAAGCAUUGAUGUCAACGGUGUGAGUGAUCUUGUAGAGUUGAGUCAUCUGAUGUGACAGAAUGCAGUUUAGAAGCAGAACCGUGCUCACGCUGCUCUCUGCAGUGAGUCUCAUCAAGGUAGUCUCGGCACAAGAACCCAACAACCCAGUGCCCACCAUGCCUGGGGGGUUUCCCAAUCUCCCCUCCUUCCCACCCGACUUUGCGGACAUCUACCCGGACAUUGUCAUCAACGAGUUCAGUGUGGACGUAGACUCGGGACAGUUUAUCGAGCUGUACGACGGCGGUGUUGGUGGGAUGACUCUGGACGGAUUGGUCGUAGUGACCUACCGAGGAAAGCGUGAAAGAUCGUACGGUCGCCGCAUCUCCCUGGACGGUCACGUGACUGACGAAAAUGGAUACUUCCUCAUUGGCCAGGCCAAUCAACAACCUCAUAUUGAGCUCACCCGGGAACUGCGGAGAGACCGGCCCCCGAAUGCUAUUGCUUUAUACUUUGAUGACCCUGACAAUUUUGGGUCCGGCACCCCUGUCACGGGUACGAAUCUAGUGGAAGCAGUUGUCUACGGUGAUACCUCCGGUUCAGUGGACAAUGCCCUUGUAACUGUUCUGUCUCCCGGUCGUUUGCCUCUGGUCCAGCCAACUAACCAAGCCAAUGUGUCGUUGAGCCGAUGUAGAUCAUGGGAGCGUCUCCGUUUGGAAGCUUUCACCAGCGGCACUCAGACCCCCGGUGGGGAUAACCUGUGCGUCCUGCCCGACUUCUACAUCAAUGAAAUCAACGUGGCAACUGACGACGAACAAACCAAUCAGUUUGUCGAAAUCUUCGAUGGCGGGCUUGGCCAACAGCAGCUCGAUGGCGUAGUCCUAGUCCUGUAUAAAGGAAGGAACUCACUGUCCUAUCAGGCCAUUGAUUUGACGGGCUACAGCACUGAUGCACAUGGAUUCUGCGUUGUUGGAUGGGUCAACAACACAAAUGUCAACCUGGGUCUGGAGUUUGACCCAACUGUUGGUUUCAUAAAAUCAGGAUCCAACGCCGUCGCUCUUCACCUGAGUCCUCAUCAGCGUUUCAGGGCAGGAAGCCUUGCCUCUGAUUACAAUCUCAUUGAUGCCGUCGUGUAUGGCCAGGACCCAGCAUUGGAACUUCUGCACACGCUUCUGCCGCAUCAGCGCGUCCUGAACGAAGUAGGCGGAAGCACCUCCUCAGGCGACAGAUCCAUAAGCCGCUGUUCCUGCUGUCAGCGUCUGAACUCUGAAUCCUUUGGUGUCGGCCCGGCCACUCCGGGAGCAAUCAACAUGGAUUGCCAACAGAACAACCUGACUCACGUUGAGACUCUUGAUCACUACAUCAAUCUGGUUCGCCUGAAUGAGAUACGGAUUGCUCAGCUCGGACUGCCUCGGGGAGAUUUUGUGGAACUCUACGAUGGUGGCUUCACAGGUACAGGAGUAUCCCUGGAUAACAUGGUGCUUGUCCUGUACAACAGCGAAGGAGAAAGCUCCUAUAAAGCUGUUGAUCUGCAGGGUUACCGUACCGACACCAACGGCUUCUUUGUGAUUGGUCCCGCAUCCGUCCAGUCAUCAGGGUUAUUGAUGGACGAGAGCCAUUGGUUUGAUGGGAAAGUCGGCGCUGUAGCCAUAUACAAGGGUUCAUCAGCAGAUUUUCCCGAUGGAACGCGGGCCACCUCAACGAAUCUAGUGGAUGCCGUGGUCUAUGGUGACAAUAACCUGUUACUCCUUGAUCUGCUCACCCCGGGACAGAAUGAAGUCAAAUACGCUGUCGAUACAGGAGCAACAUCCAUCCUUCGCUGCUACUGUAGAGAAGCGUUUGAGGUCCUUGCCUAUGCUGUGGGCCCACCCUCUCCUGGAGUUGCCAAUGUUUGUCCCCCGCCUCCACUCGUCAUCAAUGAGGUCAACAUCCUAGACGUGUUUGAAGACGUGGGUCAGUAUGUGGAAUUGUCCAGUGACGGCCUCCCUGGGUUUCCUCUUAAUGAUUUGAUCAUGUUUUUCUGGAAGGCGAAGCCUGGCAAGAAUCCCAAAGCAUACCGUAUCAUCAGCAUCAACGGCAAACACACCGACGAAAAUGGCCUGUUUCUCAUUGGCUAUCGCGGCCUGACCUCUCCGCGGCCGGACAUGACCCCCUUCAGUGCCCCCAUUGGGGUGAUCAAGGAAACCAGCUGUAGCAUCUCCCUCCACUGGGGUCUCCGAAGCGAGGACCUCCCAAAGCCCAUGCCCCUAACUGCUGAGGGGCUCGUGGACGUCAUCAUCCAUGGCACGGAGGAAGAAGCAGACAACCAGCAGCUGAUCGAGUUCUUCCGGCCUUAUGCCCCCCGGGAUCAGAUCAAUGAGAUCGAGGACUGGAGCCAGCGGGAUGAGUCCAUCAAUCGUUGCACAGACAGCGAGAACAACACCGUCUACCAGAUGGCUCACAUCAGCCCCAAGGGGCACAACCACUGUCCAAGCCGAGGCGACGCUGGCCUCAUCAUCAAUGAGGUGAAUUUGAUCCCCUCGGAGCAGUUUGUUGAGCUGUGGGAUCUGGGAGCUGGCUUCACAUCCCUUGAUGAAUUUGUGGUUGUGUUGUACGGAGAAGGUGAUAGGUCAUACUGGACCAUUCCACUGACUGGUUUCACUACAGACAGCAUGGGAUACUUCAUCAUGGGGGUUGUCAAUGUGCAGCCCACGGCUCAGUUCCAAUUUGCCGACGGUUUCAUGCGACACACGUACGGAGCUGUGGCAUUGUACAGAGCUUCUGCGUCAACCUCGUUCCCGGAGAGUGGUCCACCUUCAUCCCAGGGCCUCAUCGACGCCGUCGUGUACACCGACCUGGACAGUAAGCCCAUCGGGCUGACCAAUGUGCUUACACCAGACACAGCCUCUGCUAUUGAUUCCAGAUCCGUGCAGCUGUCAGGUUUUUCACUGAGCCGCUGCCUAUCGCCUGCUCUGCGCUCGAAAGCCCCCUACGCCGUCCGACCCCAAACCCCUCGGAGCUUCAAUGACUGCCCUGUGUUCUCCAACGACAUUAUCAUCAACGAGGUUAACGUGGAGCACCCGGGCCAGUCUACCCAGGAGGAGUUCAUCGAACUGUACGACGGCGGAGUGGGAAACGUCAAGAUGCGCUACCUGAGCCUGGUCCUGUUCAACAGUCACAGCGCCGACCAGUCCUACGUGACUGUGGAUCUGCAUGGCAAGCGCACUGACGCGAACGGCUAUUUUGUGAUUGGUGCGCAGGAUACCGCAGGAGUCGACCUCAAACUCAAGCCAAGAGUUACCGGCGGAUUCUUGCAAGAGGGCCCCAACGCCAUCGCCUUGUACCGCGCUCCAAGCGGCUCCUUCCCACACUACACUGAGGCCACCUCAAGGAGUCUGGUGGACGCUGUGGUCUACUCCACGGAGGACAACGCUCACAACUCUCUGGUAGACAAGUUGAUGCCUGGCCGAUCUGUUGUCGUGGAGGAUUCCAACCAUGCUACUGGAGACGAGACCAUCAAUCGUUGCCUUGGUAACCAACGACUCAACUCUGACGUGUUCACCAUGGGCUUGCCUUCCCCCGGUGGACCCAACAACUGUAGCGGCAGCUCUUCAGGGUCAGCCUACCCAGAUAUUUUAAUCAACGAGGUCAAUGUCGAGGUCACUGGUGGAGCUGGAAGUGGAGGUGAAUUCAUCGAACUGACUGAUAAAGGUGUUGGCAUGACUUUGCUGGAUGGCUUCCUCCUGGUGCUAUUCAAUGGAGCCAAUCAGGAUAGGUCCUACUGGGAGAUUGACCUCAGUGGAUACCGGACCAACCUUAACGGCUUCUUUGUCAUUGGAGCAUCUGGCAUCACACCACCUCCCGACAUCGUGGUCCCUGAUAACUUCCUGCAGAACGGACCCGACGCCGCGGUUCUCUACCACGCCAAGGCACGGCUCUUCCCGCGUGGCACCAUCGCGACAUCCCUGAACAUGCUGGAUGCGAUUGUUUACAACACCGAUACCUCCGCCGCUGCUGCUGCUACCGCUGACAACGGCCUAUUGGGCAAGCUGGCACCAGGCCAGAGGUCGGCCGUCGAGUACGCGGCGUUCUCAGACCGGGACGCGUCUCUCUCACGUUGUCUGAGCAACAACUCCCGCACGCUGGCCUCCUUCACUGUGUCACAACCAACUCCAGGUCAGCCCAACAUUUGCACUGGCACCCCAAUUGUCAUCAACGAGAUCAAACUGGACGGCAACUCAGUUGGGUUUAUUGAGCUUUACGACGGUGGGCGUGGCUCCACCUCCCUCGAUGCAUAUUCAGUGAAACUCUAUGAUUCUGGUGCAAGAGUGUAUUCCAUCCAGUCUCUGAGAGGCAAAUCAACAAAUGGAAAUGGGUACUUCGUGUAUGGCAAGCCCAGCGGGGAGUGGACUGUUGAUUUUCCAAUCAGCGGCAGUGAUUUUCUGCGUAGUGAUGGUUCUGGUGCCGUAGCUCUCUACAAAGAAGACAGUGAUCAGAGCACCAACCUAGUCCUAACUGACGCUGUGGUGUAUGGGUCUGGGAACCAGCCCAGCACGGCCGUCGUGGAUCUCCUAACCCCAGGACAGAAUCUGGUCCGAGUCGGUCCCGACUUCGGCCGGGGGGAGAGUAGUAUCACUCGCUGCGUCUGCUGUGUGCCGCUGGCCAGCGUUGCUUUUACCGUGUCUGCGCCAACGCCGGGACAGGAGAACCGCUGCGUGGCGAGUACCAUGCCGACCAUGCCGGCCAACGUCAUCAUCAGCGAGGUGGGGCUGCAGGCAAGAGGGGCAGGGUUGGGGGAGUACGUGGAGCUGAGAGGACCGCCCGGUGCCAGCUUGGACACUUUCACGCUCGUUCUGGCCGAGUCAUCCAAACAAGGCCCAGUGUAUUAUUACUCGCUCUCGCUCGAGAGACGAGUCAUCCCGUCAGACGGUGUAUUCGUCAUCGGCGCCGUUGACCUCACCCCGCCGGUGGAUGCCCUCUUCCCACAAUCCUCAGGAGCUCCUUUCAUCCGGCCAGGCAAGGGGGCUGUUUGUAUCUAUCGCAGCUCUGAUAGUCAGUUCAUAGAGGGCGCCGCAGUGACGAGCACUGGCCUGAUGGAUGCAGUUGUGUUUACUAACAUCAGCAGUGAGUCUUCAUCGGAGCUGAGUGCCAUUCUGGGCUUUGACAGUAUCUUCACUGGAAACUUCAGCGCCGUCGCCGACAUUUCCACACCCUCCAUAUCGCGCUGUGCCUGCUGCAACACUCAAGACCCGUCUUCCUUCACGCUGUCUGCCCGCACUCCCGGCGAAACCAACCGAUGCCCGAGGGGUACCUUCAAACAGACCAUACAGAUGCACAUACUGGAUGCGGCUUACCAAGUGUGGGUUACCGACCCGCGGUUUACCGGGGACUUGAGGAGGCAGAUCGCUGCUGGCAUCAAUGCGGAGUGCAAGUGUGGAUUCAAUGAGAACUACCUGAAAGGAGAAAAACUUCUCAAUGGUAGUGUGUACUAUCAGGCAGACAUGUUGGCACUGAGCGAAGCCCAUUCCAAGCUCCUGCGUGACAGCUAUGUGCGUUUCGUCAGCAAGACAGAAAAGAUGACAAUACUGGGCGUCGAUUUCCACAUCGACAACAAGUGCUUCUCUGAUUGCUUGUCUGGCGGCAAGCCCUCCACACCAGAGAAGCGGCAAGGAGGAGGAGGUGUCAAUCCUGCCAUUCCUGUAGCUGUGGUGGUCUUCGUCAUUGUCAUUGUAGCAGUCACACUUUAUGUCUUCCUUCGACGUCGGAGAGGAGUCCUAUUCAUCACGAAAACUAAAGGCGGCGAGAGCGGGAUGGCUACCGAGGGUGAAUUCCGUGUGACCAACACCCGCACUUUGAGUGACCUGGACGUCCUGGGCACGUCGAGCGAGAAUCACAAUGCCACCGAUUUCUUCUCCAACCCCGUGUACAUGUAUGAGGCUCCCAGGGAGCCUGUGCCACAGCCUGGCCCACCGGUGAAGUCGGAGCCGAAAGGAAAUUCUGAUGGGAAGGCCAUGGAAAAAAGGUCGGAACAGGCUAAGGAAGAGAAUGCAACAAGUAACGGCGUGUAGUCACUAAAUGAAAAGAGUCCAAUACAUUUUGCAGUACUGAGCUGAAAUUUCAUGGAAGUCUUUUGAGAUAUGGCUGACACCAAACAUUGACGCUAUUAGCUUUGGGUAAAUUUUGGUAAAUAAGAAGUUUACAGAAACCAAAUAGAGUCAUUCUUUAAAAGUUUGGAUGCUCAAUAACCCAACUUCAAAUUUUAGUGACCUUCUAUGCCUUGUACUUUGUAGCUGAACCAAUAUAUGCAAACCAGUGGAGUAAAUCCAUGUUGGCGAGUGGGGGGAUGGGGGUUGACCAAAAAUCCGAAAACGACCCGGCAAGGGAAAUUCAAAGAGCGGGAUUGGGGGCAGAUUGCACCAGAUGACAACAGGGGGCGCUGUUCAUAAUACAAAUGUACAUCUAAUGCAAAGUUGUGUUUUUACGUCCCGAAACUUUACAUCAAAACAGUGCAUUUAAAGCUUUGAUUCUGUUUGUUCUCCCUUUUUCAGAACUAUUUAAUACAUUUGGACUGUUAAGAAAGUUACAAGAUCGGCAUUUGUUUAGAUGCUCACCACAAAAAUCUGAGGGGGGAGGGGCAGGGGGGUGAUCCAAUGGCCCAUCCCAGUGGUCAAACAAGGAGGGGGAUAAAUCCAGCCAGGAUUUACCUCAGUGUGGAUGCAAACAGAGGCCGUAGACCUGAUGAAGAUAACAUUUUGAAUAACAUUCGAUUGUUCGUCUUCCAAUCUUGCCGUCUGUGUUGAAAUGAUAUCCUUUAAAGCAGCCAACAAAUUUACCCAAAGAUUUACAUGUUUAUGUAUUCAUAGUAUACAGCCAAAGCCACAAUAUCUAAUUGCCAUUAUAACCUUCACUAAUUCACCUGGAAUAUAGAUACAUCAAGCAAUACUUUCAUAACAUGAUUAAAGAAAACCACAUUCCAAGACCAGCAGCCAUUUUUACAUCAUAGACACUUGGACAUUUUUGAAGUUGGAGCUUAAAGUCUUGACGCCUUCUUAUUGGCCAUCCUGUGCUUGAUGUUAUACCUAACUUUAAAAAUCAGAAAUUGUUAUUUCACCCCAUGAGAACAAUUUUGGAAUUGUGACACAAAAAAUGGUGUACUGCAAAGGACAAUCACAAGAAAUAAAGCAGAUGUAUUUUUAUUAAAUUGUGAAACUUCCAUUUAUACAGGGGCUGAACUCUGUUAGACAUUCAUAUAUCGUUUUAUAUAUCACUUUUUAAAAAAUAAAUUUUCUGCACUUUUUGCACACUUUCGGACUUGACUUGUUUUAUACAUUUAAUACUUAUGUUUUAUACAUUGUAUACUUAUUUUUCGUACAUUUAAUCACACUGUUCCCAAUCCAAACUAGUGAAUUUUUUCGCUAUUAAGUGUUUGUAUGAAACACAACUUUUGGACUUAUCAUGUAGUCCUAAAUGUCUAUAUUUUUAUAUAAUAUUUUACACAUAGUGUCUUUGCUGCGUGAUAUGUACAAGGUGCUACUCCUUGAAUGAAAA